This is a messenger RNA of Hibiscus syriacus, 1095 nucleotides long. RefSeq names its product protein FAR1-RELATED SEQUENCE 5-like. NCBI's taxonomy places the organism in Eukaryota, Viridiplantae, Streptophyta, Magnoliopsida, Malvales, Malvaceae. The coding region runs from base 213 to 839 and encodes 208 amino acids. The transcript has 3 exons. The record is from RefSeq and is a predicted model, not a curated record.
UUCUGUUUUCUGUUUGGCUUCCGGGAAACCAAAUGGAAAAAAAUAUUGAAAGGCUAGCUGCUCCAGAUAGACUUGGUUUAUACAACGGGUCACUCCAAUUACUUCAUUUAGAUGCAAACUUUAUGUGAAAGAAAUCGGAAAAUGAAGUUGUUUCGGUUUUGCUUGCUGGCAGCCUUUGCAUAAAUGAACUAUUUGGUCAAAGAAAAAGCAUAAUGGAGAGCAAAUAUAAUCGAGGGAUAGAUUCAGAUGAAAGCAUGAAGUGUUCGGAAGUUGAGAACUUUGAUGAGCAGGAACUGGUCGAUCAUGAACUUUCAGACAACAUUGAUUUGUGCUUGGGAAAAGUCGACAAGAUUAUAGAUGAGUCUACUGAGAGUUUACCUUUGUUAGGCAAUGUCGCAGAACCGUAUAUUGGCAUGGAGUUUCAGUCAAGAGAUAGCGCAAAGGAAUUCUAUGUUGCUUAUGGGAGACAAGUUGGUUUUACAGUGCGAAUCCAUCAUAAUCGACGUUCAAGGAUAAACAAUACGGUAAUAGGUCAAGACUUUGUUUGCUCAAAAGAAGGUUUCCGUGAAAAGAAAUAUAUGUAUAGGAAAGACAGGGUUGUACCUCCACCACUAAUCACUCGAGAAGGUUGCCCUGCAAUGCUGAGGUUGGCUUUAAGGGAUGGGGUAAAAUGGGUUGUUACCAAAUUUGUCAAGGAGCAUAAUCACUCAUUGAUGUCACCUGGAAAAGUACCAUGGCGAGGUUCUGCAAAAAAUUUGAUCAGUGAGGAUGAGAAGGAUCGGAGAAUACAGGAACUAACCCAAGAACCGAACAAUGAGAAACAAAAAUGUAAACGAUGAUGUGCUGCUUACCAGGAACAAUUACGCACAAGAUUGAAAUUUGUUGAGGAGCAUACCGAUCAAUUCUCAAGAAGGGUUCAAGACAUUGUCGACAACAUAAAAGAGCUUGAAGAAGCAUAGCUGGGAGAUUGAGGUUCUCUUUAUUCUAUCUUCUCGCGAGGCCUAAAAAUGUACGGUACAUUGUACGAUUCCUUUGUCACCCUUGUUUGGAUAUAUCCGUGAUUUUAUUGAUGAAAAAAGCAGUUAAUUUGGAUCA